Molecule: messenger RNA, 5019 nt
Organism: Cornus florida
Lineage: Eukaryota; Viridiplantae; Streptophyta; Magnoliopsida; Cornales; Cornaceae
Exons: 22
Coding region: 378-4730 (1450 amino acids)
Source: RefSeq, a predicted model, not a curated record
UACAAACCACUCCUGUGUUUUACGCUGUCUUUCCUCAUUUGCUACCCUUCUUCUCUCUGUAGACUCUUUCUCUCUCUACUCUUCUGCCUUCCCUUCCCUUACCUUACCUUCCCUUCCCCUAUUCUCCUUACAGUGAAGAAACGAGGUUUUCCCAUGGCCAUUAUCUAGCCCUUUCGAUAUAACCACUCCCAUUCUCUCUCCACUCAUAUAAUUUAUACAUAUACAUAUAUAUAUAUAGAGAGACACACACACAAGCAUAUAUCUAUACAACGUUCACAGCUCGUUUAUGGUGGUUUUGAUGGUAAUCAUCGACAAUUUUCCGAUGCAAUCCACUUUUGAUCUCAGCCGUUCGAUGUGAUGACAUUUAUAAUCAGUGAAUGGCGAGAACUCUUUCCUCUAUUGUUCAUUUCUUCAUUUUCACAACCUUCGUUACGAGCCCUAGUUUAAUUCGUCUUGGUUCCGCUUCACACGAUGACUUCUCGACAAUCGGCUUCGAUUCCGACCUCUUCUACCAUGAUUAUUCCCCGCCGGCGCCGCCUCCGCCUCCGCCGCGGCCACCGUCGGUGUCGUGCGAGGACGAUCUCGGAGGGAUUGGGUCUGUGGACACUACGUGCCAAAUAGUGUCCAAUUUGAACCUCACGAAGUCUGUGUAUAUACAUGGGAAGGGCAAUUUUUACAUCCUUCCAAAUGUAAGUGUGAAUUGUUUGGUUUAUGGGUGUGAGAUUUCUAUAAACGUUACUGGUAAUUUUAGUUUGGGUGAGAAUGCUCUGGUUUUGACGGGAACAUUCGACCUAGCAGCACACAAUGCAAGUUUUUCUAAUGGGUCUUUGGUGAAUACUACGGGAUUGGCUGGUGCGCCUCCAUCACAAACUAGUGGGACGCCGCAAGGGAUCGAUGGGGCGGGUGGGGGACAUGGUGGAAGAGGGGCUUGUUGUUUGACUGAUAAGACUAAGCUUCCGGAGGACUUUUGGGGCGGGGACGCGUAUUCUUGGUCAUCACUGGAGAACCCAUGGAGUUAUGGUAGUAAGGGUGGGACGACGAGCAAGGAGGUGGACUACGGUGGAGGAGGCGGUGGAAGGAUUAAGAUGGAGAUAGUGAGGUUCCUUGAGGUGAAUAGUAGCUUGUUGGCUGAUGGCGGUGAUGGGGGUGCCAAGGGUGGAGGUGGGUCUGGAGGCAGCAUCUUCAUCAAGGCUUAUAAGAUGACUGGAAGUGGUCGGAUUAGUGCUUGCGGGGGUAAUGGUUUUGGUGGUGGUGGUGGGGGAAGAGUUUCUGUUGAUAUUUUCAGCAGGCAUGAUGACCCUAAAAUUUUUGUUCAUGGAGGAAGUAGUAGUGGCUGCCCAGAAAACUCAGGUGCUGCUGGGACUUUUUAUGAUGUUGUUCCCCGGACCCUUAUCGUUAGCAAUAACAACAUGUCAACAGAUACUGACACACUACUAUUGGAGUUCCCUAAUCAACCUCUUAUGACAAAUGUUUAUAUCAGAAAUCAUGCCAAAGCUACUGUUCCUUUGCUUUGGAGUCGUGUCCAGGUCCAAGGAGAAAUUAGUCUCUUGUCUCAUGGUGUGUUGAGCUUUGGUUUAGCACAUUACGCUUUAUCAGAAUUUGAGUUACUAGCAGAAGAGCUGUUAAUGAGUGAAUCUGUAAUUAAGGUUUAUGGAGCUCUACGGAUGUCUGUAAAAAUGUUUUUGAUGUGGAAUUCCACGAUGCUUAUAGAUGGUGGUGGAGAUGCAAAUGUUGAGACUUCCUUGCUUGAAGCUAGCAAUCUAGUAGUUCUCAAGGAAUCAUCUGUCAUACAAUCCAAUGCAAAUUUGGGAGUUAACGGACAAGGUUUAUUAAAUUUAUCUGGACCAGGAGAUUGUAUUCAAGCACAACGUCUGGUUUUAUCACUGUUUUACAGCAUCCAUGUUGGACCUGGAUCUGUUUUACGUGGUCCUCUAAAGAAUGCACCAGCUGAUGCUGUGACACCAAGGCUAAACUGUGAACUUCAGGACUGCCCUAUUGAACUACUUCAUCCGCCUGAAGAUUGCAAUGUGAACUCUUCGCUGUCCUUUACUCUCCAGGUAUGCCGAGUGGAGGAUGUCCUAGUUGAAGGCCUUAUUGAAGGAUCUGUUGUUCAUUUCCAUAGAGCGAGAACUAUAGCUGUCCUGUCUUUUGGAACAAUUAGCACUUCUGGCAUGGGCUGCAAAGGUGGUGUUGGCCAAGGAAAAGUUUUAAGCAAUGGUAUCGGUAGUGGUGGUGGGCAUGGUGGUAAAGGUGGAGUAGGGUGCUAUAAUGGAAGCUGCAUUGACGGUGGUAUUUCUUACGGAGAUGCUGAUUUGCCUUGUGAACUUGGUAGUGGAAGUGGAAAUGACAGCUUAGCUGGUUCAACUGCCGGUGGUGGUGUUAUAGUAAUGGGUUCGUGGGAGCAUCCCUUGUCAACUUUGUCUCUUGAAGGUUCUGUUAGCGCUAAUGGAGAAAGUUUUGGAGAAAAAUUUGGGAAUAAGGAUCAUAUUGUCAUAGAUGAUCAAACUGGAGGUCCUGGUGGUGGAUCUGGUGGAACUAUUCUUUUGUUUCUGAGUGCACUGGCUCUCGGCGAGUUAGGAACUCUUUCGAGCAUUGGGGGCCGUGCUAGUCCAAAUGGUGGUGGUGGAGGAGGUGGUGGAAGGAUUCAUUUUCAUUGGUCAGAUAUUCCCACUGGAGACAUCUACCAGCCAAUAGCUAUUGUGGAGGGAAGCAUCCGUCUUAGGGGAGGCCCAGGCGGAGACCAUGGUGGUGGAGGGGAAAAUGGGACAGUGACUGGCAAAGCUUGCCCAAAAGGACUUUAUGGUGUAUUUUGUGAGGAGUGUCCAGCUGGCACUUAUAAGAAUGUUACUGGAUCUGAUAGAGCCCUCUGUCAUCAAUGUCCAUCUUAUGAGCUUCCCCAUCGUGCUGUUUACAUCGCCAUACGAGGUGGUAUUGCUGAAACUCCUUGUCCUUAUGAAUGCAUUUCAGACAGAUAUCACAUGCCACAGUGUUAUACAGCUCUUGAAGAGUUGAUAUACACCUUUGGUGGGCCUUGGUUAUUUGGGCUUUUUCUGUUGGGUCUCCUGAUCUUGUUAACUCUAGUGCUCAGUGUUGCACGAAUGAAAUUCGUUAGUGUAGAUGAAUUACCAGGCCCGGCUCCUACACAACAGGGCUCUCAAAUAGAUCAUUCAUUCCCUUUCCUGGAAUCAUUGAAUGAGGUUUUGGAAACAAACAGAGUUGAGGAGUCACAGAGUCAUGUGCAUAGAAUGUAUUUUAUGGGUCCUAAUACGUUCAGUGAACCUUGGCAUCUCCCCCACUCUCCUCCAGAACAAGUGAAAGAGAUAGUAUACGAGGGCGCAUUCAAUAGAUUUGUAGAUGAGAUUAAUGCUAUAGCAGCUUACCAGUGGUGGGAGGGAUCAAUGUACAGCAUUCUUUCUAUCCUUGCAUAUCCUCUCGCGUGGUCUUGGCAGCAAUGGCGCCGGAGAAUGAAGUUACAACGACUCCGUGAAUUCGUGAGAUCAGAAUAUGACCAUUCUUGCUUGCGCUCUUGUCGCUCACGUGCUCUUUAUGAAGGGAUCAAGGUGGCCGCAACAUCUGAUCUAAUGCUAGCAUAUGUGGACUUUUUUCUUGGUGGGGAUGAAAAGAGAACCGAUCUUCCUCCUCGCCUUCAUCAAAGAUUUCCAAUGUGUUUACUUUUUGGAGGUGAUGGAAGUUACAUGGCUCCUUUCUCCCUUCACAGUGAUAAUGUUGUCACUAGUCUUAUGAGUCAGGCUGUCCCACCUACCACUUGGUAUCGAUUUGUGGCUGGUUUGAAUGCACAACUGCGCUUGGUACGUCGAGGACAUCUCAGAGCAAUGUUUAAGUCUGUUAUUAGAUGGCUCAACACUCACGCCAAUCCUGCUCUGAAAAUCCAUGGUGUACGUGUUGAUCUGGCCUGGUUUCAAGCUACAUCAUGUGGUUAUUGUCAAUAUGGACUUCUGGUAUAUAACGCUGAAGAAGAAUUUGAACGCGCAGCCUUUGGAAGUACUGAUGGAGCAGUGCUAACUGAGCAGCAAUCAUGUGUGAGCAGUAUUUGUAGAGAAAAUCCAUUGGGUCAUUUAACAGAAGAACCACUUUUAAGCCAAACCCGGAGAAGCAUUGGAAAUCUUUUGAGGCAGAAAAGGACAUAUGGUGGGAUUUUAGAUACUAACAGCUUGAAAAUGCUGGAGGAGAAGAGAGAUAUAUUCUAUCCCCUCUCUUUUAUGAGUCAUAACACUAAGCCUGUUGGCCACCAGGAUCUUGUUGGUUUGGUCAUCUCAAUGCUACUUCUAGGAGACUUUAGCUUAGUUUUGCUAACUUUGCUCCAGUUGUAUUCAAUUUCAUUAGUGGACGUUGUUCUGGUUUUGUUUGUUUUACCACUUGGGAUUUUACUUCCCUUCCCUGCUGGUAUCAAUGCUUUAUUCAGUCAUGGACCCAGGCGUUCUGCAGGUCUUGCACGUGUUUAUGCCUUGUGGAACGUUACCUCCUUGAUUAAUGUUGUGGUUGCAUUUAUAUGUGGAUACGUUCACUAUAGCACCCAGUCAAGGAAAAAAUUUCCUAACUUUCAGCCAUUGAAUUUUAGCAUGGAUGAGAGUGAAUGGUGGAUUUUUCCUGUUGGUCUAGUUCUAUGCAAGUGCGUCCAAUCUCAGCUCAUAAAUUGGCAUGUUGCCAAUUUGGAGAUUCAGGAUCGGUCUUUGUAUACUAAUGAAUUUGAUCUGUUCUGGCAGUCUUGAUAAUUGUCGAGCAGGUAUCUCCAAAGAGAACGCGUUUUUUUGUUCUUUUGAGUAUGUUUUCUUUUUGUAAGCUAUUUCAGAGUUAGGUGAUGAUUGACACAGAAGUAGGGGGAGAGAUAGAGUAGGAAAAAUGAAAAGAUAAGAAAAGAAAAAGAUAGAGAGGCAUUCUUUAAUGUAACCCUUCUCAAACAAUAUGUUAGUUUUUGCUUUUGUUUUUUGUUCCAAUGUAAAUACGAACAGGGAUAUGCCCAUCCUUUAUUAAUUUAUUUAGUUUUGUUUCUCUGUGCUA